Messenger RNA from Oncorhynchus nerka (sockeye salmon), 4038 nucleotides. Its product is annotated as electrogenic aspartate/glutamate antiporter SLC25A13, mitochondrial. Gene Ontology annotation, molecular function: L-aspartate transmembrane transporter activity; calcium ion binding; L-glutamate transmembrane transporter activity. The record is from RefSeq and is a predicted model, not a curated record. Gene Ontology annotation, biological process: L-glutamate transmembrane transport; aspartate transmembrane transport; malate-aspartate shuttle. Lineage: Eukaryota; Metazoa; Chordata; Actinopteri; Salmoniformes; Salmonidae.
AACCGCGCGUGAUUUCCAUGGGAACGUCGUCACGCAAAAGGAAAUUACCGGGUUUGCUUGGUCAGUGGGCUUGGUUGGUUGACAGUAAUCUUGCUAUGGCUGCAAAGGGACAAAAGAGGGCUGACCCUACUGAGCUGAAAGCUAUUUUCAUAAAGUAUGCCAGCAUCCAGAAGAACAAUGAGGCCUUCAUGUCUCCAGAGGACUUUGUGGCCCGGUUUCUCUAUGCACACACUGACAUCAGGCUGUCUGACGAGGCCACCUCACUGCUGGCUGGGGUGGUGGACCAGAAGAAAGAUGGGUUGAUCUCCUUCCAGGAGUUUGUGGCCUUUGAGUCGGUCCUCUGUGCCCCAGAUGCUCUCUACGUGGUCGCCUUCCUGCUGUUCGACAAGACGGGCAAAGGAGCAGCCACCUACGAGGAUGUGAAGCAGGUCUUCAGCCAGACCACCAACCAUCAGCACAUCCCCUUUAACUGGGAUUCUGAGUUCAUGCGGCUGCACUUCGGCACGGAGAGGACCAAGCACCUCAGCUACGGAGAGUUCACCCAGUUCCUCCUGGAGAUGCAGCUGGAACAUGCACGGCAGGCCUUUGUUCAGAGGGACAAGGCCCACAGCGGCUCCAUCUCCGCCCUGGACUUCAGGGACAUCAUGGUCACCAUCCGGCCCCACAUGCUCACACCCUUUGUGGAGGAGAGCCUGGUGGCGGUGGCCGGGGGCAGUACAUCUCACCAGGUCAGUUUCUCCUACUUUAACGGCUUCAACUCUCUCCUCAACAACAUGGAUCUCAUUAGGAAGAUCUACACCACACUGGCUGGGAGCAGUAGAGUCCUGGAAGUCACUAAAGAGGAGUUCAUCAUUGCAGCCCAGAGGUUUGGUCAGGUGACUCCAAUGGAGCUGGACAUCUUGUUCCAACUGGCCGACCUCUCUGAGUCCCGUGGCCGUGUUGGUCUGGUGGACAUUGACAGGAUUGCUCCGCUGGAGGAGGGGGCCCUCCCAUACAACCUGGCCGAGGUCCAGAGACAGCUGUCCGGUGGUGAUCCAUCCCGAUCUGUUCUCAUCCAGGUAGCAGAGUCCGCCUACAGGUUUGGCCUCGGCUCCAUCGCCGGCGCUGUGGGAGCCACAGCAGUUUACCCCAUAGACCUAGUGAAGACCAGGAUGCAGAACCAGAGGACCACAGGCUCCCUGGUGGAAGAGCUCAUGUACAAGAACAGCUUGGACUGCUUCAAGAAGGUUCUGCGCUACGAAGGCUUCUUCGGCCUCUAUAGAGGUCUGGUACCACAGCUACUGGGUGUGGCCCCGGAGAAAGCCAUAAAGCUGACAGUGAAUGACUUUAUCAGAGGGAAGACCAGACAGAGAGAUGGAUCAAUCCCUGUACCUGCUGAGAUCCUGGCUGGUGCAUGUGCGGGUGGAUCCCAGGUGAUCUUCACCAACCCUCUGGAGAUUGUGAAGAUCCGCCUACAGGUGGCUGGAGAGAUCACCACCGGCCCCCGUGUCAGCGCCAUAUCUGUCAUCAAGGACCUGGGUUUCUUUGGUCUCUACAAGGCAGCCAAAGCCUGUUUCCUGCGAGACAUACCUUUCUCAGCCAUCUACUUCCCCUGCUAUGCGCACGUCAAGGCCUACAUGAGUGAUGAGGAUGGGAGGAUCGGACCAGGCAAGCUGCUGUUUUCAGGGGCCAUAGCAGGCAUGCCCGCGGCCUCCCUGGUGACCCCCGCCGACGUUAUCAAGACCAGGCUACAAGUGGCGGCCCGUGCCGGCCAGACCACGUACACCGGUCUCGCUGACUGCUUCUGGAAGAUUCUGAAGGAGGAGGGACCACGGGCCUUCUGGAAAGGAGCGGGAGCCCGAGUGUUCCGGUCCUCGCCCCAAUUUGGGGUCACCCUGGUGACCUAUGAACUCCUGCAGAGGUGGUUCUACAUUGACUUUGGCGGACAAAAGCCGUCUGGUUCGGAGCCGACUCCCAAGUCUCGCAUCAGCCUGCCGGCGCCCAGCCCCGACCACAUUGGAGGUUUCAGGUUGGCCGUGGCCACGUUCGCUGGCACCGAGAGCAAAUUUGGACUCCAUCUCCCAAGAUACCGUUCAAUUAACCCCCCGGCCCAAGAAGGACGCCCCUUGAAUUGAACCCCCUCUGCCCACACAUAGGGGGCAGAAUAGAGCACACGUGCAAUCAUUACACCCUCUCCCUCCCACCCCCAGCUAGUCGAGCACUUGGAAUAUUCCACCCGAAAGAGAAGCACAUUGUGAGUAGUAUGAUCUGCCUCUCUAGGCUUUAAAGAUAAAUAUGUGUCUGUUUUAGUUGAUGAUAAUUUUUUUAACCUAUUAUGAUCUUCAGAAAUGUACCUUUCUACAUCAUGGUCUAGAAACACAAAAACGUUGUUUUAGCUUCUGUUUUAGUCUUAGCUACCCGUAAAGAUGACUUUUUGAGUCAGUCUUAUUGUGAAGAUCAAGUGAUAUCUACAGUACUGACAAUGUGUGUCUAGAGUAGUGUUCCAGUUUGUCUUUUCAUACAGUAAUAUGCACAGUAGUGGAGGGGCUGGCCAUGACUUGAAUUAGACCUGGACUGCUUCCUUUCAUUACAUCAUCACUAAGGCCGGGACUCAUUCAAAAGUGCAUUGUCAACAUGUGCAUUGCACUUACUUUUAAAGGUCAUUUACACUUGAGCCGACAUGUACCGUAUUUACCAUGAAGGCCAUCUCUUUAAAAAGACACUUGACAGUACAAUGUGCUCGUCUACAACGUGCCUUUGAUUGAAUCUUGGUCUAACCAUCACUUUAUAUGAUGGUGCUUUUACUGUCUUCCACCUGAGAGUCUGAUAAAUACCAAACAGAAUGAGCCCUAUCCGCAGGAUGGGGAUAGUAGCACAAGUACGCACAUCCGAAUGACGGUUCUACUGUACAUAUGAAUGACGGUUCUACUGUACAUAUGAAUGACGGUUCUACUGUACAUAUAAAUGACGGUUCUACUGUAUACAUAUGAGAAUGGAACAGAGACACAUCCGAAUGACGGUUCUACUGUACAUAUGAGAAUCGAACAGAGACACAUCAAAAUGACGGUUCUACUGUACAUAUGAAUGACGGUUCUACUGUACAUAUGAGAACGGAACAGACACAUCUGAAUGACGGUUCUACUGUACAUAUGAGAAUGGAUCAGACACAUUUGAAUGACGGUUCUACUGUACAUAUGAGAAUGGAACAGAGAGACACAUUUACAUAUUGAUACAGUUCACCAAGCCGCUUUUUGGAUACUGAGAAGAAACUAAUAAUCUUGAUCUUGAACUUCAUUUGCGAGAAAACAUAAAAGAUUGACCAACCAAAACGCUUGAAUGUAAUAUACUGUUCACUAUUACCACCACUUGCACAAGGUAUUACUACUACACCUACUAUGGUAUUGUAGUGACUGUCUGUUAUCCUUAGUUGUCUCAGUCAGAUCAAACUGGGCGUGUGUUGUAUACAUUUCUAUUUAAAGAAUCAUCAGGGUACAACAGAGCAGGGGGAGAGAGUAGAGCGAUGUGGGGUAUUCCAGAAAGCAGGAUUAUGAAAUUAUCCAGUUAACUUUGAUAAACAACCACAUAUUAUUUUCAUUUGUAUACUGGUUGUUGUUGCCGAGUCAAUUAUAUCUUGUCAAUUUGAAGGGCUUUAUUCAAUCCAUAUCACAGUUCAGCUUUAAAGCGAGAUUGACAAUUAAAGGCAAUGUUCUUGUGGUCACAGCGACUGCAUUCAUCGUAAACGCUGCGUAUGUCGGCCCUAUCACAAAUUACCUUUACAUUUCUAGUACGCAAUCUGUAACGCUUCAGCAAUACAGACUGAACAGAGCCCUAAGUCUAUAUUUCUCAAAAUAUCUCAUUAUUUUAAGCAAUGUUGGACAGUUAGCUGGCUAACGUAUUUAUCCAGCUUUCUGGAACAGCCCAAUGGUGUCACGAAAGACAUCCGGAUUUAAACUCGUACAGUACAGGAGAGAAGUAGAAUAUGGUGUGAUAAUUGUGCCUUACUGUAUGCAUGGCAGCAAUAUGUAUAUGUACUAAUGAAAUUAAACGUUAGUGAACAAA